AUGGUGAACUGGGACCAGUUGAACCCCUUCAGCAGGAGGGAGUCUCACACCUCUGGAGCUAUUCUCACAUACAAGAUUCUGACUCUCGUUACCUGGCUUCUCUCUGUCAUCGUCUCUGUCUACUACACCGUCAACGAACCCCGCGAUGGCUACAGCAUUCGGAGGCGUAUCUGGGACCAGAAUGAUUUGUACCGCACUGCUUUCACCUUGAACGCCACCAUCACAUCAAUUUACUGGGUCGUUCUCUUCAUCCUCCAGGCCGGCUACAUCGGACACCUCUUCUCGAGCAAUACCGACAUCGUCAAUGCCGCUGCCAGCGUCGGCAGCCACUUCAUCUUCAACAACCUUUUCCACUUUGCCUUCAUCAUGCUCUUUGUCAGAUCUCACUUUCACUGGGCUGAGGUCAUCUUGGUGCUUAACUUUUUCAACCUUUCCUCGCUGUACUUCCGCCAUAAUACCUACCCUCGCUUCAUCCACUCCCCUGUGGUCUCCGGUCCUCUGGCAUGGACCUUUGUUGCCAUUUACUGGAACGGCGCACUGAUGAUUCCCCAUCCCCAUCAUUUGGUGCCUCGCAUCUUUGGCAACAUCUUCAUCUGGGCCAUCUUCGUCUAUGGUCUUUUCUUCAUCAUCAUUUACAAGGAUUACACCAUGGGCUUCGCUCUCAGCGUGCUCGCGGCUUCUCUUGGUGUCGCCCAGUUCCAUCACCAAGUCAUUGCCCUCCAGUGGAUUUUCGCCUUCGUCAUCAUGUCUAUUCUCUUCAUUCUGACAUUGGUGGUGGCAGUUCCUGCUUGGAGGGGCAGGGAGUUUUCUUGGAGACAAGCCCCACCGGCGGAUCAGGAGCGCGCACCGCUGCUCGCCGAAUAA
This is a messenger RNA of Ilyonectria robusta, 864 nucleotides long. RefSeq lists its product as uncharacterized. NCBI's taxonomy places the organism in Eukaryota, Fungi, Ascomycota, Sordariomycetes, Hypocreales, Nectriaceae. The record is from RefSeq and is a predicted model, not a curated record. Bases 1 to 864 code for a protein of 287 amino acids. The transcript is spliced from 4 exons.